AUUUCAAACAUCGAUGCAUCAGUUUGCAGAGGUUCUCUUUACUCUGUAAAUGCAUAAGCCUUGGUUUUCCAAGCUCAUAUUGACGAUCACUGAUCAGCCCUCCGAUAACCGGUCAGCCUUCUCUCUGUCUCUUGCUAGCUCACUCUCUAUGAAAUAAAAAGUUGCUUCGUUUUCCUUUUCUCGAAUUUUGUUUGAUUCAAAGAGUUUGGUUCUUGUGGGCCUUGAGCUGAAGAAAGUUCAAAACUUUUCAAGUUUUGGAGCUCAACCCCCGACAAAUCAGACCCCAUGAGGCUGUUAGAAAGCUCCAAACUCAGCCUCUUCAAGUUCAAAGCUUGCUCAUUAAGCUCACAAGUGACCCCGUUUGGCCCCUUCAAUUCAUUUGUGCAAAAGAGGUGGAGAAAGCCUAUAAUUUCCGCCCAAACACGCUUAGAAGAUCGAACCAGGGACUCAAACCUAGACAAGCUCACAACCCACCUCAAGAAACUCGAUAUCAUCUUAAAACUCCAUGUCCUCAUGUCCAGUCGGAAGCGCGGACCAUUUGUUUCCUUACAGCUAAUGUCCCGAUGGAGGAACGUCGUGGGGCUUAAUGUCGGCAUUGGCGCCUUUGUUCACAAAUACCCACAUGUUUUUGAGGUGUUUACACAUCCGGCACGGCGCAAUUUGUGUUGUAGGAUAAGCAAGAAAAUGAUGGGUUUAAUAGAGGAAGAAGCAGAUGCUAUGAAACAAUUGGAGCUGGAAGUUGUCCAUCGGGUAAAGAAGUUAUUGAUGAUGUCUGUGAGUGGCACUCUUCAUCUCCAUGCUUUGAGGUUGGUUAGGAGAGAAUUGGGGUUGCCUGUGGAUUUCAGGGAAUCCAUUCUUGGUAAAUAUUCGAAGGAUUUUAAGUUGGUUGAUUUAGAGGUUGUAGAAUUGAUUAGUAGAGAUGAAAAUUUGGACGUGGCUGAAAUUGAGAAAUGGAGAGAGAAGGAAUUUAGAGAGAAGUGGUUGAGUGAGUUCGAGACAAAGUAUGCAUUCCCUAUCAAUUUCCCAACGGGGUUUGAGAUCCAGGCUGGGUUUAGAGAUAAGUUGAAGAAUUGGCAAAGACUUCCUUAUGUGAAGCCUUAUGACAGGAAAGAGUCUGUCCGCAUUCGUACUUGUGGAGGGAUUGAGAGGUAUGAGAAACGGGCGGUUGGUAUUCUUCAUGAGUUCUUGAGUUUGACAGCAGAGAAGAUGGUUGAGGUUGAAAGGUUAGCUCAUUUUCGGAGGGAUUUCGCCAUGGAUGUUAAUGUGCGUGAGCUUAUCCUGAAGCACCCUGGAAUUUUUUACAUAUCAACCAGACGUAAUAGUUUAACUGUUUUUCUUAGAGAGGCAUAUAGUAAAGGGUGCCUCAUUCAGUCUAAUCCGAUAUAUGAUGUUCGGAGGAAAAUGUUGGACCUUGUUUUCCUAGGGAGUCGAAAUACUAGAGAAAUGCCAGCUCAAAAGGAAAUCAAGGAGUUCAAAGUAGAUGGGGAUGGUAUAAUGGAUGGAGACUGGGUUAUCCCAAUGUUAGAGAACUUGGAGAAUGGAAGUUGAAAUUGGUAAUUCAAGGUUUCAGGAAUACAGUCAGAUUUAGGGAUGGAAUUAUGGAUGGAGACUGGGUUAUCCUUGUAUGAAACAUGUUUCAUCUCUUAAAUAACUUGAGUUGAGCCCUUCAGUCAAGAAUGUGUGCCCUCACAGACCACAAUGCGGAAUACGACUUGGACAUUUCCCAGUAUCUUGUUGGGGCAUAACUCUAUUUUGCUAUGCUCUAAGAACAACAUGACAAGGCUAGUUUCUGGAGGACUAGAUAUGAGUUACACAAGAAAUCUGCUUGCCUUCAAAUAUCUGGGUCUAUAACAUUUUGGAGCUAAGCUAUAUAGCUUUUUCCCAAUUUAAUAUUCUUUUACAACCAAAAGCACCACAGAUUCAGGGGCUCAUUCCGGUCAUUAGUCUUCAGGACCUCUCAUUGAAUUGCUUCAACUCAAACAUUUGAUUAGUGAGCAGUAUGUGUUGGCGAUAUUAAUUAAGUGAGAGGAGAAUUGGAUUGGUUCUUAAAGUGGAGAACAUGGAUUGGUUCUUCAAAUGUAAAAAACUCAAUUGUAUGAUUCAAAUGACAAUCACAUGCUUUGCAA
Molecule: messenger RNA, 2126 nt
Organism: Prunus mume (Japanese apricot)
Lineage: Eukaryota; Viridiplantae; Streptophyta; Magnoliopsida; Rosales; Rosaceae
Product: Ubiquitin carboxyl-terminal hydrolase family protein
Molecular function (GO): RNA binding
Source: RefSeq, a predicted model, not a curated record